Prunus avium (sweet cherry) is the source of this 623-nucleotide messenger RNA. NCBI's taxonomy places the organism in Eukaryota, Viridiplantae, Streptophyta, Magnoliopsida, Rosales, Rosaceae. The record is from RefSeq and is a predicted model, not a curated record.
GGAACUAGGCACAAUGUGGGGUUUGAGAUGAUUGAUGCUUUUGCUAAUUCACAAGGAAUUGAAAUGAGCACGGUGCAUUGCAAAGCUAUCUUUGGGCAAGGUUUCGUGGGUGAAGUUCCCGUUUUUCUUGCAAAGCCUCAAACUUACAUGAAUUUGAGUGGUGAAUCUACAGGACCACUUGCUGCUUAUUAUAAGCUACCUCUCAAUCGUGUGCUAGUGUUCCACGAUGACAUGAACUUACCAUGUGGGGUACUUCGUCUUCACCCAAAUGGAGGUCAUGGAUGCCACAAUGGGGUGAAGAGUGUAAUGUAUCACUUUCGUGGGAACAGAGAAUUUCCUCGGCUAAGAAUCGGUAUCGGGAGGCCUCCUGGUCAAAUGGAUCCCAAAGCAUUCUUGCUCCAGAAAUUUAAUGCAACAGCUCAAGGACGAAUUGAUGCUGCUUUACAAGAGGGAGUUGAUAUAUUGAAGGUGCUGUUAUCUAAAGGCUUGGCAGAGAGUGCGAGACGCUUCAACUCAGAGCAAAAAUACAAGCAUAUGAGAUUAGAGACUACAAUGGCGACAUAAAUUUGUAAAUGAGUAUAUAUAUAUAUGAUUGAUUUGAUUUUUUAAAGUUUUGUUUUGCA